This is a messenger RNA of Lachnellula hyalina, 1815 nucleotides long. RefSeq lists its product as uncharacterized. The record is from RefSeq and is a predicted model, not a curated record. The transcript is spliced from 5 exons. Bases 1 to 1815 code for a protein of 604 amino acids. Lineage: Eukaryota; Fungi; Ascomycota; Leotiomycetes; Helotiales; Lachnaceae.
AUGUCCGACGACUCCUCCGACCUAUCCUCUGUCCCUUCUGAGGAUGAGACUAAUUUACAAUUAACUAAAAAGGAUGGGAUCCUCAAGUUCUUCUCCAAAGCGCCUCGCCCGACUGGAGAACCCCGAGUUGAAGCCUCACCACCGCGCCCCAAACGAGAGCCCUCUCCCCCCCACGAAUAUGUAUUGGCAGAUAACCCAGAUAUCGCAUUCAUUGUCAUGUUUCGCGCCCGCUUCACAGAAGCCUUCGCAAAAUCCCUUGCGCAUUUCGGUCCCCAAGAACUCGAACGAGAUAUAGUUGAUACAGUCCCUGGAGAGCAUGUGGAGCAAUUUCUCUGCGCGUUGCUGGGAGUUUUGCUGAACAGGAAGCAAGAUGUGAAGGCCGGCCAUUAUAAUCGCGCGCUGGAGGAAGCUAUACAAACCCAUAAGUUGCAAUGGGCAAAGGACUGGGAGAGCAAAAAUCCGUUAUCAGGGGGUGCCACCUUUGCAACUAUGACCCCAACCCAGCGACUUACGCUGCUGCGGACACUCAUUCUCUGGUCCAUGUCCUCCUCCGACGCUGUUAAGGGUAUCAUACAGACAUCAUACAAGCAGAACCGCCACGAGGACGAUCUUAACCAACCACUCUCGGUACAACCUUGGGGUUCCGAUGGAGAUAAGCGCCGUUACUAUCUUAUUCAGGGUCUUGAUGACACAAAUUUCAGGGUUUACAGGGAGAGUAACCAUACUGGUAUCAAGCGAACUUGGUUCAGUGUUGCCGACGACAUAGAUAAUCUAAAGGCACUGGCAGAUAAGCUUUUCAACGAGGAUCGUGGCCAGAAGGCGAGAACUUUGAGUGGCAAGAUUAUGGCAGCAAUUCCUCUAUUUGAGGCUACACUAGAGAAGCGGAAACGUCGAGAAUACCGACAAGCUCGCAAGCACCAGUUCAAGCGACCGGAACCCAACUUCUCGAUGUACGAGGGCCGAACUCGCGGAAAGCGAAUGAAGUAUACGUACAGUGAGGAAGAAGAUGAAGGCUAUUCUGAUACCACUACUAGUCGUCGAUCUACUCGCAAUACUCGCGCCCAUACUCCUGCUGAAGGCCUCGGUCUUACAGUUACCCAGAGUGGUCGUCAAGUUAAGGCACGUCAAGGCGGUGCUUAUGGUGAGAGCAUACUUAGUGGCGCUCAAGGACAGGCGGUUACUGUCGAAGGCUAUGAAGGUAUUAGCGACGGGCCUGAAAAUGCAGCUGGCGGUGAUAAUGGCGGUCGCCCUCGCCGAGCAGCGGCAGCGGCAGCUAAUUCUACCAUCGGCCUGGCGCCCAAAGGAGGCCGGCAUAUCGAAGGCUACAACGAUGUAGACGAGAUGACGAGCGAUGAAGAGGCCGAUGCAAGUGAGCAAGAUUACGGUGACGAUGAGGAAGAAGACGAUGUCGUUCUUGCAAGUGAUGCUGAUGACCAGGACGAACUUAGUGAUGAGGAUGAGGAGAUGGAAGAUGGAGAGAAAAAGAGCCUUGUGGUGAAGCUGCCUGUCAAGACCCCAACUCCCGAGAGGAAGACAGUCAUCAAGCUUCGGGUAUCUCCAGAGAAGGAUGUCCCAAGAAGCCCAAACUUCUUUUCCAAUGCCACCGCUCCAGUCGAUUCCUCGAUAUCUCAAGGCAAAGAAAACGCGAAGCCCGCACCUGUCUCUUUAGGAAGGCCCGAAGCCCCCAAGCGUUCAACACCACCACCUUUGGCCCCAGCACCAUCCACUUCCAGAUCUCCACUUGCUUUUCGCCGCAGUCCAGAGAAACCCAAUACAUAUCCACCAUCCAUCGAUGUAGGCUACGGAAAACCAUAA